AUCAGUUUAAAUAUUGUCCCAAUCAUGUUUUUUGUUGGCCAACCUCUUCAGUGAACGAUUCAUCUAUUGAGAUUAAUCGUAUCUCUGUGUAUUGAUCGAAGAUCAUUUGUUGUUGUUUGUAUCCGCCCAUCACGUUCCUUUGAUAGAUAUGAUCCCACGCUAAAGUACCUGUUCCACARUCCAUGUUCUUCCAUGCGUGUGGCCAAAUGAUCAUAAACUGUCCAUGCAAACACGAUGAAUCUACCAUAACAACUUUAUUUGAAAGCUAAUUUUCUGUCUUUUAUAUCUAAUCUUUUUUGGUAUGAAAUGCUUGGUUUUUCGCAAGUGUCUUUAGAGGUUGGAAGCGAAACAGAAGAUAAAAAAGGUACAUUUGAAGAGAAUAUAGAAGAAGAAGAAGACGACAGAGAAACGACGUUUCAGCUACGAAAGGAUGACCAACRACACAACACAACACAUCCUCAACAGACUAGUUUACGACAAGCACCCAGUUAGCAUCACAAUCGUCGAACUUCUUGCUUUAGCUGGUGUGGUAAUGUGGGCUGCAGGAUACAGGCUUAUCAAGCCAUGUAUGUUCCUUGCCGCCUUUGCAAUGUCUUUUCUCAUCUUCUACGUGGUUAGUCCAAUGAUAUUCAAAACAAAGGUCUGUUGUGGACCAAGAGGAAGUGAAUGGGUUCAUCUUCUAGUGAGUACAGUGGUUGGGUCGUUUGGUGGUUUUCUUGGAUCUAGACUUUAUCGUUUGGGUGUUUUUACCAUCGGAGAAUGCUUAGGAAUGGUAGUGGCUUUGACGAUUCUUAGUACUCCCCUCYACGUGUUCUUCAAAAGUAACACUAGGUACGGAUGCUUCAUGGCCACUAUAUCGUUGAUUUUUGGUUCACUGGCGCACUUCUUCGAGAAACCAAUCCUCAUCCUAUCCACUACGUCAUCAGGGUCCUUUUGUUUUCUCUAUGGUGUAGAUUACUUCUUAAGGUCCAGUUUUUCUGUCACUGUGGAGAGUUUUCUACUUCGAAUAAAAGAUGUGGUAGAAGAUGGGGUCAAGUCUGAGAUGAGUAACUGGUCAUACAGAGCCAAGAUACCAGAUCACAUGGCUGUGCGCUUCACACCUGAUGCUGUACCUAUGUUUAUUGCAUGGGGAGUGAGUGUUGCCAUUGGAGUGGCUGUUCAGUUYCAAGUAACAGCCAGAAAUAUUGAUGGAAGGUCCAAGUUGAAAGACUAUUUCAAUUGCUGUGGCCCUCAACCCGACAAAUGAAUUCUGACCAUAGUAAUUCUCGUGCAAAGAACAAGACUUAUCAUCCAAGAUCAGUUGUCAUGGGCUUUCCCUAAAAUUAAACAUUCUGUUUAAA
Molecule: messenger RNA, 1340 nt
Organism: Actinia tenebrosa (Australian red waratah sea anemone)
Lineage: Eukaryota; Metazoa; Cnidaria; Anthozoa; Actiniaria; Actiniidae
Cellular component (GO): plasma membrane
Source: RefSeq, a predicted model, not a curated record